Molecule: messenger RNA, 1801 nt
Organism: Lingula anatina
Lineage: Eukaryota; Metazoa; Brachiopoda; Lingulata; Lingulida; Lingulidae
Product: isocitrate dehydrogenase [NAD] subunit alpha, mitochondrial
Biological process (GO): isocitrate metabolic process; tricarboxylic acid cycle
Cellular component (GO): mitochondrion
Molecular function (GO): NAD binding; magnesium ion binding; isocitrate dehydrogenase (NAD+) activity
Source: RefSeq, a predicted model, not a curated record
CUCGUGUUGGGGAUUCCUUGAUACAUGCUAGUGACGUCACAAAAUGGCGACUCGCGUGUUGAAAUCGCUGUUGGCACCAUCAGUAAGAACCCUCUGCCGAAGAUAUAGUUCACAAGAUGCAAGGACAGUGACCCUCAUCCCAGGAGAUGGAAUUGGACCAGAAAUCUCAGCAGCUGUACAACAGAUAUUUUCAGCAGCACAGGUACCCAUAUCCUGGGAGGCAGUAGAUGUCACACCAGUCAAGGGACCCGAUGGAAAGUUCCGCAUCCCUCCUAAAGCCAUAGAAUCUAUGAACAAGAACAAAUUAGGAUUAAAAGGACCACUGGCAACACCUAUUGGGAAGGGGCAUCCUUCACUGAAUUUAGCUCUAAGAAAAGAGUUCAGCCUGUAUGCCAAUGUACGGCCAUGUAAGUCAGUAGAGGGCUAUGAGACGGUCUACAAGGAUGUGGACCUGGUUACAAUCAGAGAGAACACAGAGGGAGAAUACAGUGGAAUAGAACACAUUAUAGUGGAUGGUGUUGUUCAAAGUAUCAAGUUGAUUACAGAGCAAGCCUCCAGAAGAGUGGCAGAGUUUGCCUUUGAAUAUGCCAAACUGAAUGGUAGAGACAUGGUGACAGCAGUGCACAAAGCCAAUAUCAUGCGAAUGUCAGAUGGACUUUUCCUAAAGUGCUGCAGAGCUGCUGCAGAGAAACACAAAGAUAUCAAGUUUAAUGAAAUGUACCUAGAUACUGUAUGCUUAAAUAUGGUCCAGGAUCCUAGCCAAUUUGAUGUCUUAGUCAUGCCAAACUUAUACGGUGAUAUUCUCAGUGACUUGUGUGCUGGCUUGAUAGGAGGACUAGGAGUGACACCUAGUGGCAAUAUUGGAGAAAAUGGGGCAGCAAUAUUUGAGUCUGUUCAUGGCACAGCACCAGACAUAGCAGGCCAAGACAAGGCGAACCCCACAGCAUUACUCCUCAGUGCUGUGAUGAUGCUGAGACACAUGGGACUCACUGAGCAUGCACGCAAGAUAGAGAAGGCUUGCUUUGAGACAAUUAGGGAAGGGAAUGUGAGAACAGCAGAUCUUGGAGGAUCUUCCAAAUGUUCAGAGUACACACAAGAAAUAUGCCGGAAAGUAGAGGCCAUGGACUAACAAUGCUGUGCACAGAUUUAUAAUUUGAUCUAUCAGUAUGGGCUGUUUCCAUUCCAUGUAUGUUGAUAUUUUUCACCAAAGUAGAGUUCCAGUUUUAAAAUAAACACCAAAUAAAGUUAACGGGAGAGAUGCCACUUCAGCAUUUGGUCAGUAAGGUGAAGAUUAUUGCUGUCAAUUGUGCAGUAGCAAUAAGAUUUAGCAAUGUGGAUUGUUGAUAUUGUAUUUAUUUUAUCAUACACAAUUUACAGUCCUUUGUCAUCUUAAUCUUCAAGUCUAUUGUUCAGUUUUAUUUUAUUGUGAUUAUGUAUUGUUAAGGAUUUUGUCUUGUGUUUUGUGUUGUAUGCAAAGUUCUCAUCAAAAAUACUGCAAGGACGAGUUUUGAUCUGAUUAUCUCAACACAUUGCUCGCCAAACUUGAUAUUCCACAAAACCAGAGUAAUGUUUAUUUAUUGAAAUAUGUCAUAAUUUUGUGCCAACUGAAAUGCUGUGUAUUGCACAAAGAAAGUUGUCAGUAAAAGUAAAAUCUCUUUCAAAGAAACUCAUCACUUUACUGUAAUACAGUGCAAUGGUUUAAGAAAAAACACUAUCUUUAAUGCAGACUUAAAAUUGUUUUCAUUUAACCCCAUUUAAAAUCUGUACUGAAAAGAAUUUUUCUUGGAAUCAUCUGCUAACA